AUGACGCUGGAGCUCUUGGAGGUAGAGAAUUUUCUCAGCCACACUCAGGAGAAGUCAUACAUUUGCAUGAUUUGUGGGGACAGUUUUAAGCACAAGGGCAUCCUGGUGGCCCACCAGAAAUCCCAUAAGGAGGAGACAGAGGCUGAAGGCUGUGAGAAGGAGGGCAAUGCUGACCAGGCUGGAGAGCUGCAUGACCAAGAAGCCAUCAGAGCUGGAGGGGAGGCCAGUGGGGAAAGCCAUAGCAAGCACAGCACACAGAGUGAUUCCGAGAGAAGGGAGAAGCCCCAUGCCUGUACUGACUGUGGGAAGAGCUUCAGGAUGAAGGUGGACCUCACCAAGCACCUCCAGACUCACACAGGUGAGAGACCAUUCCCCUGCACCAACUGCGGCAAGAGGUUCAUCACCAAAUCACAACUCAAGGAACACCAGAGGAUCCACACGGGUGAGUGGCCAUACAAGUGCCUGGACUGUGGGAAGAACUUCACCCAGAAGUCACAGCUCAUCAUGCACCGAUGGAUCCACACCGGUGAGAAGCCCUACCAGUGCAGCAGCUGCCAGAAGAGCUUCGUGGACAAGUCACAGCUGGUGGCCCACCACCGGAUCCACACAGAUGACCGUCCCUUCAAGUGCGGGGUGUGCGGCCGUGGCUUCCGCCAGAAGAUCACCCUUACCAAGCACCAGCGGGUCCACAGCACCCAGGGGGCCCAGCGGCAUGCUGCUAGGGACAUCGUGACCGAAUCCACUCCAGCAGGGGAGAAGAUCUUCUGCUGCGGCACCUGCGGGAAGGAGUUCAAGAAGAAGUCAGUGCUGGUAACCCACCAGAGGAUUCACACCGGUGGUACCCAUGCCUGUGGGCAGUGUGGGAAGACAUUCACCAAGAAGAGCAACCUGGUCAACCACCAGCAGGCUCAUGCUGAGGGCCAGGGUCACCGCUGCAGGGCUUGUGGCAAGGGCUUCACCAAGCGGGGGGAGCUGACCAAGCAUGAGCAGACCCACACCAGGGAGAAGCCCUGCGGGUGCAGGCAGUGUGACAAGCACUUCGCCCAGCGCACCCAGCUCGUCACCCACCAGCGCGUCCACACCGGUGAGCGGCCCUACCCCUGCAGUGACUGUGGCAAGCGUUUCGGUGACAAGUCACGACUCACCGUCCACCGGCGCAUCCACACUGGUGACCGGCCCUUCCCCUGUACCACCUGUGGCAAGGGCUUCUGCCAGAAGAUUGCCUUGGUUAAGCACCGCUGCAUCCACGUUGGUGAGCGGCCCUUCUCCUGCAGCGAGUGUGGGAAGGGCUUUGCCCAGAAGGCCCAGCUGGCAGUCCACCUCCUCAUCCACACCGGGGAGCACCCCUUUCUCUGCACCGACUGCCCCAAAGCUUUCAUUGACAAGUCCUGCCUCGCUGUCCACCGCCGCACCCAUACUGGCGAGCGCCCCUUCCCCUGUGCUGCCUGUGGUCGAGCCUUCACCCAGAAGGUCGCCCUCGCCACCCACCAACGAGUCCACAUGCGGGAGCACCAGCCACUGCCAGCCCCAGUUCCCCUCGGACCCCAGGGUGAGGAGUGGCCCUUCACCUGUGCCGUCUGCGGGAGAGGUUUCCGCAAGGAGAUUGCCCUCAUCACCCACCAGAGGGUCCACACCAAGUAUGACCCCAACCGCUGCAGCAAGUGUGGGCAGGUCUUCCCUGACAGGACCCAGCUCCGGCUCCACCAACCCUCCCAUGCAGAGGACCGGCCAUUCAAGCGUGCCACGUGUGGGAAGGACUUCAAGAGGAAGGAGAUCUUGAUUACCCACCAGAGGGUCCACACGGGAGAGGUGCCCUUCCAGUGCCUCCAGUGCAGCAAAAGCUUCUCACAGAAGGCCAACCUCAUGAAGCACCAGCUCACUCACACCCGCCGGGGCCCAUUUAUCUGCUCUGACUGUGGGCAAAGCUACGCCACCAUUGGACAUUUCAAGAGGCACUAGAGGAACCACCUCAAGAAGCAAAGCCCUCCUAGUGAGGGAGAGGAGCCCCUUGAGCACUUGGCAACUGGCCAUGUGCCACUGGAGCCAGUGGGUGGCCCCAGCAGCCCCAUCAUUGUGGUGAAGACAGAGGUUGAUGCUGAUGACUAUGAGGUCCUACAGGUCCCAUGA
Messenger RNA from Nipponia nippon (crested ibis), 2127 nucleotides. The record is from RefSeq and is a predicted model, not a curated record. NCBI's taxonomy places the organism in Eukaryota, Metazoa, Chordata, Aves, Pelecaniformes, Threskiornithidae.